AUGGCGGAGGCCUCGGGCCUUGGACCCUGGGAGCUGGGCGGCGAUUCCAAUUUCGAGAAGCGGCAUGGCGGGCGGCGAUCCUGGCGCGAUGACGAUGGCAGCGGCGGCUCCGCUUUUGGCGAGCGGGCUGCCGAUGAUGAUCUACUCUGGGCCGCGUUGGAAAAGCUGCCGACGUAUCGCCGCCUGCGCACGGCAUUCUUGGAGGAAAUCGAGGGUCAAGAAGGAGGCGCGGGGCAAGAUCACGCGGACAAGAGGCUGUACGUGGAUGUGAGCUCGCUUAGCACGCAGGAGCGGCAAAGAAUCCUCGAGAAGGCGUUUGCUACCACGGAGCAGGACAACGAGCGGCUGGUGGCGAGGCUGCGCGAGAGGAUUCAAGCCGUCGGCGUGCAAAUCCCACGGAUCGAGGUGAGGUUUUCCAGCCUCUGCAUCGCUGCCAAUGCAUACGUCGGCUCCCGGGCUCUGCCGACGCUCUUCAACUUCGUCAGGAACUUGGCCGAAGGAUUUCUCUCAGUCUCUGGCAUUCUUGCUUCCAAGAAGCGAGAGAUUCAGAUCCUCAAGGACGUGAGUGGGGUGGUGAAGCCGGGAAGAAUGAUGCUGUUGCUGGGGCCGCCGGGGUCUGGAAAGUCGACGCUCUUGCGAGCUCUAGCAGGAAAGCUGGAUCCAAGCCUCAAGACAUCGGGCUCCAUCACCUACAAUGGACACAGCUUCCAGGACUUUGAAGCUCGCAGAACCGCGUCUUACAUCAGCCAGGAUGACAACCAUAUCGGAGAGCUUACUGUUCGCGAGACUCUCGACUUUGCUGCUCGCUGCCAGGGCGUGGGGUUCACGUAUGACAUGCUGGUGGAGCUCGUUCGUCGCGAGAAGGAGGCGCACAUAAGGCCGGAUCCUUACAUCGAUGCUUUCAUGAAAGCUUGCGCCGUCAAGGGGGCCAAGCACAGUGUCCGGACGAACUAUAUCAUGAAGAUGCUGGGACUGGAAGUGUGUGCCGACACGGUUGUGGGAAGUGAUAUGCUGAGGGGUGUCUCGGGUGGACAGAAGAAGCGCGUGACAACCGGGGAGAUGAUCGUCGGUCCAAAGAAGACGCUCUUGAUGGACGAGAUCUCCACAGGUUUGGACAGCUCCACGACGUUCCAGAUUGUGAAGUGCGUGAGGAACUUCGUCCAUUGCCUGGAAGCGACGGUUUUGAUGGCUCUCCUCCAGCCGCCACCGGAAACUUUCGAGCUGUUCGACGACGUCUUGCUGCUGUCCGAGGGUCAUAUUGUUUACCUUGGUCCACGAGACAGGAUUCUAGAGUUCUUCGAGAGCAUGGGAUUCAAGUUGCCACCGAGGAAAGCGGUAGCUGAUUUCCUUCAAGAGGUGACGUCGAAGAAGGACCAGCGGCAGUACUGGUCUGAUGACAGCAGGCCUUACAAGUACAUCUCGGUGCCUUCCUUUGCAAAGGCAUUCAAGGACUUUGAAGUUGGUCAAGAUCUCAGCAUUUAUCUCGCAACGCCAUACGACAAAGACUCUAGCCACCCCGCAGCUCUGAUGAAGACCAAGUACGGCAUUUCAAAGUGGCAGAUGUUCAAGGCAUGCACGGAGCGAGAGUGGCUGCUGAUCAAGCGGAACAGGUUCUUGUACACGUUCAGGACUGCUCAGGUUGCCUUCAUGGCCUUCGUGGCGGGAACACUGUUUCUAAGAACGAGGCUCCAUCCGGACAACGCGACAGACGCAAACCUCUACCUGGCGACGCUGUUCUACGCUCUGGUGCACAUGAUGUUCAACGGUUUCUCGGAGAUGUCUAUCACGGUCCUGCGGCUCCCGGUGUUCUACAAACAGAGAGACAACCUCUUCUUCCCAGGCUGGGCUUUUUCGCUUCCAAACUGGAUACUGAGGAUUCCCUACUCGAUAAUAGAGGGGGUCAUAUGGUCGUGCAUCGUCUACUACACGGUCGGGCUUUCUCCAGAGCCAGGAAGGUUCUUUCGAUACAUGUUUCUUCUCAUACUCAUGCACCAGAUGGCACUGGCGAUGUUUAGAUUCAUUGGUGCAGUUGGAAGGAACAUGAUCGUGGCCAACACUUUCGGCUCGUUCGGCAUCCUUAUUGUAUUCCUGCUGGGAGGCUUCGUCAUCGACAGGACUCACAUUCCUGCGUGGUGGAUAUGGGGAUACUGGGUUUCGCCACUCUCUUAUGCCGAGAACGCACUGGCAGUCAACGAGUUCAGAGCUCCAAGGUGGGGUGACAUAUAUAUGGAGAUAUUGGAGCCUCGAGGAUUGUUUCCGGAUACUUACUGGUACUGGAUAGGAGUGGUGGUGCUUGUCGGCUACACGCUAGUGCUGCAGCUACUGGGAACUCUGGCCCUUUCGUAUUUCGAUCCAAUCCGUAAGCCGCAAGCGGUGGUUAUCGAGGAGGUUUUGGAGGCGACGUCAAGUGACGAAGAUGGAAAAGGAAAAGACGAUGAAGAGUUUCACGAGGUGGAGAUGGAAGUGCUGAAUGACCAGGCUAAGGGGAUGAUUCUACCAUUCGAGCCACUGUCCCUCACGUUCCACAACGUGUGUUACUUUGUCGACAUGCCGGCCGAGAUGAAAGCUCAAGGCGUGACGGAGGACAGGCUCCAGCUUCUUCGAGAUGUUAGCGGUGCUUUCAGGCCUGGUGUUCUUACAGCUCUUGUUGGAGUCAGUGGAGCCGGGAAGACGACUCUGAUGGACGUUCUCGCUGGCCGGAAAACUGGUGGCUACAUUGAUGGGGAUAUCAGAAUUUCUGGCUUUCCAAAGGUCCAGAAAACAUUCGCAAGGAUUUCCGGCUACGUAGAGCAGACAGACAUCCACUCGCCUCAGGUGACGGUGUACGAGUCGCUGAUAUAUUCUGCCUGGCUUCGUCUCCCGGGAGAAGUUGAUGCAGCAACCAGGUACUCGUUCGUGGAAGAGGUGAUGGAGCUGGUUGAACUUGGAAGUUUGAGGAACUCGCUGUUGGGACUUCCAGGGACGUCCGGACUGUCUACCGAGCAGAGAAAGAGGCUGACAAUAGCGGUGGAGCUCGUGGCAAAUCCUUCCAUCAUCUUCAUGGACGAGCCAACCUCGGGUCUGGAUGCUCGAGCGGCAGCGAUCGUCAUGAGAACUGUAAGAAACACGGUGGACACGGGAAGGACAGUUGUGUGCACCAUUCACCAGCCGAGCAUUGAUAUCUUCGAGUCGUUUGACGAGCUGCUACUGAUGAAACGCGGUGGAAGAGCUAUAUACGUCGGCUCUCUUGGACCACACUCGAAGACUAUGGUGGACUACUUCGAGGCGAUACCCGGAGUCCCCCCCCUGAAAGAAGGCUACAAUCCAGCGACAUGGAUGCUUGAGAUCUCCAGUCCAGCAGUGGAGGCCCGACUCGGCAAAGACUUCGCCGACAUCUUCAAGAGCUCGGCCUCGUACCAGAGAACCGAGAGUCUGAUUGAGUCACUCAAAGUUCCAGCAGCAGGCUCGAAGGCCUUGGCUUUCUCCACGGACUAUGCGCUGGAUACUUGGGGCCAAUGCCGAGCUUGCCUGUGGAAGCAGCACUUGACGUAUUGGAGGAACCCGUACUACAACGUCGUCAGGCUCUUCUUCACGUUCGUCUGCGCUCUGAUCUUUGGAUCCAUCUUCUGGGGGGUGGGAAAGCACCGAGAGACGCAGCAGGACGUUUUCAACGUGAUGGGAGUCCUGUUUGGAGCGGUGGUGUUUUUGGGAGUGAACAACUCGUCCAGCGUCCAGCCGGUGGUGGCCGUCGAGCGAACGGUGUUUUACCGUGAGCGAGCAGCGGGGAUGUACUCGCCUCUCCCGUACGCGUUCGCGCAGGGGGCCAUCGAGCUGCCGUAUAUCCUCGUCCAGACGCUGCUGUACGGGGUGAUCACGUACGCGAUGAUCCAGUUCGAGCUGUCGCUGGCCAAGUUCUUGUGGUACUUGCUCUUCAUGUUCCUCACCUUCGCCUACUUCACCUUCUACGGGAUGAUGGCGGUGGGACUCACUCCCUCGCAGCAGCUAGCGUCGGUGAUCUCGUCGGCCUUCUACUCGGUGUGGAACUUGUUCUCGGGAUUCUUCAUCCCCAAGAGGAGGAUGCCCGCCUGGUGGGUGUGGUUCUACUACAUCGAUCCGGUCAGCUGGACGCUGUAUGGGCUCACGGUGUCGCAGCUCGGGGACGUGGAAGAUGUCAUCACUGUUCGUGGCAGCCUUGGCGAGAUCAGCGUCAAGAGGUUUCUCAAGGACUACUUUGGCUUCGAGGAGGACUUUGUGGGGGUCUGCGCUGCGGUCAUGCUCGGCUUUGUGAUUCUCUUCUGGCUCGUUUUUGCGUUCUCGAUCAAGUUUAUCAACUUCCAGCGGCGAUGAGGUAAUGAAAGCUUUAAGCUCGUUGUGGACGAUCUUUGGCUGAUUAUUUUCUUUCCCUUUAGACAGG
Messenger RNA from Selaginella moellendorffii, 4393 nucleotides. RefSeq names its product ABC transporter G family member 31. NCBI's taxonomy places the organism in Eukaryota, Viridiplantae, Streptophyta, Lycopodiopsida, Selaginellales, Selaginellaceae. The transcript has 2 exons. Gene Ontology annotation, molecular function: ABC-type transporter activity; ATP binding; ATP hydrolysis activity. Gene Ontology annotation, cellular component: membrane. The coding region runs from base 1 to 4326 and encodes 1441 amino acids. The record is from RefSeq and is a predicted model, not a curated record.